Zophobas morio is the source of this 490-nucleotide messenger RNA. RefSeq names its product U-Asilidin(12)-Dg3b-like. Bases 16 to 282 code for a protein of 88 amino acids. The record is from RefSeq and is a predicted model, not a curated record. The transcript has 2 exons. Gene Ontology annotation, biological process: defense response. Lineage: Eukaryota; Metazoa; Arthropoda; Insecta; Coleoptera; Tenebrionidae.
UCGUAUAUAAGCACGAUGGAUCCUCACCUACCGUCAGUACAACAAGAAAUCAAAAUGAACAAGUUCUUCGUAGCUACCUUGCUUGCAAUAGUUUUUGCUAUUGCUCUUUUUGAAGUCAAUUCGCUACCACUCGACGAUGAAGUGGCUCCAGUAGGAGAUGAACCUCAUGGGCGAAUCACCUGCGACGUCAUCGGUAGUGAAACUCUUUGCGCCAUCCGUUGCAUUGCCAUGGGACACAAAGGAGGCUACUGCGAAAAAGGAGUCUGUCAUUGUCGAGAUUAAUUAGCUAAAAAUAUUCCUAUUUGCGUAAAGUCUGACAAAAUGUAAUUUUCCUUAUGUUGGUUUAGUGUUUAAAACAGAUUAUACGUUUAAAACAGAUUAUACUUAUAGUCACCACAUUGUUUCCUAAAAUAUAUUUAAGUAUAUUAAUGGCAUUUUGUUAGUUAAUCAUUAUUCACAUUGAUAUAAAUAAAUGCUGGUUUUAAUUUUA